Messenger RNA from Tarenaya hassleriana, 961 nucleotides. Its product is annotated as protein BREAKING OF ASYMMETRY IN THE STOMATAL LINEAGE. The record is from RefSeq and is a predicted model, not a curated record. Bases 61 to 831 code for a protein of 256 amino acids. Gene Ontology annotation, biological process: regulation of asymmetric cell division. The transcript has 5 exons. Lineage: Eukaryota; Viridiplantae; Streptophyta; Magnoliopsida; Brassicales; Cleomaceae.
UCCUGAAGAUUUUCCUGGAAAAGGAAGAAAACGGUUUUUUCUCGGGAAACAAACAGAGCCAUGGCCUCACCUUGGACCAUACCAAAGCUUGUCACUUGGAGAGUCAAAGAUUGGGCUUCUUGUUUCUUGGCUUGCAAGUUUCCUCUAGACGAAAAUGAUUGCGGGAAUCACAGCAACAACAUCAUCACGAGUAACAGUAACUACAAGUUCAAGAGGAACAAGAAGAAGAUGACGAAAAGCAAGAGAAGAGAGAGGAAACUUAGUUUAAGCCCACCGCCGACACGACACUUCCAACAUCUCAGGAACACAACUGCUGGUACGAGGAGCUGCAGUGUUUCUCCGGCAGAUCAACGCCGGCUGAGCUGGCCGCCGACUCGGCUCUCAGACGACGGGUUCAUCGUCUUCUGCUUCGACCGUGACGACGACGGUUUCUACGUCGUCAAGGAGGAUAGCAUACCCGACGAAAAGUCCACAAGAACGGUGAAUCGUAAGCUUAUAUACGGGGAUCAAGAGGUGAGAAGAGAGGAUAAGAACUCGUCGAAGAGGACAGAACAUAACAAUCAGAAGGAUGACAGUUCUUGUCAUGGAGAUGGCGAGGAUGCUUCUUCUGAUGUUCAUGAGAAGUUGGAGGAAGAAGAUGAGUCAGAGGAAGCCAAUGCCUCUGGUGGAUCCAGCGGAUCCAAUCCCUCCGAUGGAGGCAGAGGAUCUUUUGCAUUUCCAGUAUUGGGAGUAGAGUGGAUGGGGAGCCCAGUUCAGAUGCCUAAAUCAGAUGACUUGUGCUCGAAGAAACCAAAGCCUCUCGCGUUAGGGUUCCAAUGCUGUAGAUUCUGACAAACCCCCAGAAGAAGAAAAGAAAGACAGAACAGUGUGUUCCCUCAAGUUUUUCUGCAAUUCUUUAGUUCUACUCUGUCCUGUAAAACUCUUAAAAGCGACUUUUCAUUUAUACAAAUCCGAUUUUACA